This is a messenger RNA of Closterium sp. Naga37s-1, 1031 nucleotides long. Lineage: Eukaryota; Viridiplantae; Streptophyta; Zygnematophyceae; Desmidiales; Closteriaceae. The record is from the annotation of a GenBank genome assembly.
GCGGAGAAGCGGGAGGAGAAACUGGAUCUGGGGAGCAAGCAAGCGGGGGGACGACGGAGGGCAGUGAUGGGCGAGCGAAGGUGGUGUGGCCGUUGGAUCGGGCUCGGCAGUUGGUGAAGCGCGUGGUGGGGUUCGUGACUUCGCGCGUGUCGUGGCUGGCGCGAUCCGGUUCUUUCGAAAGGGUGAAGAAGGCAGUGCUGUUUGUGCGCGAGGAGCUGACCACGCCGCCCGCCAAGCGCCUGGCCGCCAAGCGCAAGGCGGAAGCAGAGGCCAUGGCGGCCGCCGCCAAGGCGUUUGAGCCGUCGGAUCGCGUGGAUCUGACGGUGGUGAAGAGGAAGGUGCCGUGGUGGCGAGCGCGCAUUGAGAGUGUGCUGAAUAAGGUGAGGGGCCACUGGGUGGUGCAGCGAGUAUACGGCGUGCAGCACCACCCCAUCGUCACCAAGAGCAAGGAGGUGGUGGAUGACAUGAAGGACCGGUGGGAGACGAGUGACAGCCCUGUCGUGCACCGCAUUCAAGAUUUGAACGAUUCCAUCUUUGGGGAGACAGCCACAGCCAUGGCUGUGAAGGAAAUCAGACGCAGAGACCCUGACUUCUCUCUCCCGGACUUCAUUCACGAGGUGCAAGAGGACGUGCUGCCUGUGCUCAACGCUUACAUGCAUGGCGACCUAGCAGCGCUCAAGGCGCGGUGUCGCAAGGAGGUGGUGGAGCGGUGCCGGGCUGAGCGCUCAGCCAUGCUCGCACAGGGCCUGCACGCGCACCACCGGAUCCUGCACCACUCAGACGUGGAGGUGCGGGAGGUGAAGCUGGUGGGCAACGACCCCGUCAUUAUCCUCCAUUUUACAUCACAACAGAUCUUCUGCUUAAUGGACAAACAGGGGAAGGUGCACGAAGGGGGCAAGGACAACAUAAUGACCAUGUUCCAUGCGUGGGCCAUGCAGCAGGCAUCGAUGGAGGAUCUUGCAGAGGAUCCCAGUGAGCCCAAGUGGCGCUUGAGAGAGAUGCAGCAGAUGGGCAUGCAAGCUCUCAUUUAA